Molecule: messenger RNA, 309 nt
Organism: Sphaeroforma arctica JP610
Lineage: Eukaryota; Ichthyosporea; Ichthyophonida
Exons: 1
Source: RefSeq, a predicted model, not a curated record
GCUGCUCUUAGACAGGGUAUAUCCAUUGAAUACGUAGACCGAAUGUAUGGGUCUGGAGAAACGACAAAGCGCUUACACGUAUACGUUUCUCCGGGUACCACAAAAUCUCAGCAGAAAUGGACGGAACGUCAAUUGACGAUGUCGCCCACAGAACGUAAAAAUUUGAGUACAAAACCUGCAGCCGGCGAACCGGAACAACCUAUCUGGGAAGAACACCAUAAUGCUUUUCCCCAAGACGAGCAAGCAAUUUUUCCGCCCAAACCAUCUCCUGGGCAUGAGUCCCCUGCCCUCGAGGGUAUUACAGAGCCC